AUGACCACGGGCACUUUCGAGCUCAUCCCCGGCAGCUCUAUCAACCUCCAGAUCCCCAACAUUGCCAAUGGUACUCUCUUCGAGAACCUUGGCACCACCGUCGAGGUCGUCGCUGAAGGCGGCACGAUGGAGGUCGGCGGCGUUGCCUACACCAUGCAACAGUUCCACUUCCAUCUCCCCAGCGAGCACCUCGAUGAUGGCACCAGCCAGGCUAUGGAGAUGCACAUGGUCUUCCAGAGCGCCGACAACCAGAUCGCUGUCAUUGGUACCUACAUUGGAAUCGACAACAACGCUGCCGGGGCCGCUCCCGCCGCACCCGCCGCACCGGUCGUGCCCGAGGCUGCCGUCCCUGCCGAGCCUGCUGCCCCUGUUGCCCAUGCUCCGGCCGUCCCCGCCGCUCAUGCUCCGGCCGUCCCCGCCCAAGCAGCUCCCGUCGUCCAUGCCCCGGCUGCUCCUGCUGCUCACGCCCCCGCGCCUCCUGUCGCCCACGCUCCCGCGACUCCUGCAGCUCCUGCCGUUCCCAUGGCUCAGGACCCUGCCGCCGUCGCGCAUGCCCCCAUGGCCCGACGUGGCCUCGACAAGGUGCUCAGGCGCGAGGCCGCCCGCAGCAAACAUGCUAAGCGUGCCAACGCUGUGGCUUCGCCUCUUCUCGAGACUGUCCUUGCUUCUGUUGGUCAAAUUGCCACCCCUGGUACCGUCACUCCUCUUGGUGCCAUCGACAUGACCGAAGUUGUUUCUCUCCUCACAGCCGGUGACUUGCAGGCCUACUCCGGCUCUCUCACCACCCCUCCCUGCAGCGAGGGUGUGCAGUGGCUCGUCUCCACCCAGAAGCUCAGCAUCCAGCCCCAGACCUUUAUUGCCGCCCGCGAUGUUAUCAAGUUCAACUCUCGCUUUCCUCAGAACACGCCUGGCGCGGAGAACAUCCUGCAGGUCGGCCGCCAGGGCGCUGGUGCUGGUGUCGUGGCCCCCGAGGCCCCCGCCAACGUCACCGCCGCUGUUAUCCACUAA
Messenger RNA from Verticillium alfalfae VaMs.102, 1008 nucleotides. Its product is annotated as carbonate dehydratase. The record is from RefSeq and is a predicted model, not a curated record. Lineage: Eukaryota; Fungi; Ascomycota; Sordariomycetes; Glomerellales; Plectosphaerellaceae. Gene Ontology annotation, molecular function: carbonate dehydratase activity; zinc ion binding. The transcript has 2 exons. Bases 1 to 1008 code for a protein of 335 amino acids.